GUGGGAACGCGGAAACACGCGCGGCCUACUGGCAGAGACAGUGUCGGAGUGGCAUCGUGUUUGGCAGCUGCACAAAGGAAAGGCUCGCCGAGAACGAUCUCACCAAGCAGUGCUAAUGAUGCUACACAAAUGGCGCCGGCCUGGCCCACAAGGAACGGCAGCCUGCGCCCUUUCUGUGUGGGCUCGCCUCGCAGUGAAGCGGAGAGGACGGUCACGUGCUGCUGCAGCAAUGGAGAUGCGGCCGUCAGUGCCGCAGUGGCCAGCUGCAGCUCUUCGCAUUCGUGGCUUCUCCUCUGAGCCAUCGAUGGAAGAGCGCGUGAUCGGCGCCGUGAAGCGAUACAUCGAGGCUCGCAAGGAUGACCUGUCGCGGGACAACGACGUCGACGCUCUCACCAAGUCCGAGAUCCUGAAAGCAUUUGAGAAGGACGUCUCCUCGGCAACAACUUGGGACGAUCUAAAGUUCGAUGAUGUGGACAAGGUGGAAGUCCUUCUGGAGGUGGAGGAGGAGUUCAACCAUGUUAUGCCGGACGCCGUUGCAGACAAGCUAUCCUCAGUGAAGGAAGUGAUUGACUACAUGCAACAGAAGUAG
Symbiodinium necroappetens is the source of this 589-nucleotide messenger RNA. NCBI's taxonomy places the organism in Eukaryota, Dinophyceae, Suessiales, Symbiodiniaceae. The record is from the annotation of a GenBank genome assembly.